GAGAGCUUAAGUGACAGUUGUGUCCGACAGAUGUCAAAUUAUUAAUAUAAAAUAAACAAAAUAGCGGGAUUGUACUAAAAAUUAAAAACGGAAUAUAAAACAGUGUUUUAAGUUUUAUUAAAUUUAAUGUUGAUAAAUAUUGAAGUGUUUAAUUUUAACCACUUAAGAAUAUUCUAUUUUAAAAACUGAUCUAGAAUGUCAUCGCCAGAAAUAGUUGACGAUUUUUAUGGGGUGUAUUUAUUGUACAACAUAAAUCCUAAGUACAAAGGGCGAACCUACAUUGGAUAUACAAGGGAUCCGCUAAGAAGAAUUAUGCAGCAUAAUAGAGGUACUUGGGCAGGUGGAGCUCACCGGACAAAUAAUAAAGGCCCUUGGAAAAUGGUGUUAAUAGUUCAUGGGUUUCCAAAUAACAUUUCUGCAUUAAGGUUUGAAUGGGCAUGGCAGAAUCCAACUAAAACAAUAAGAUUGCAACAUUUAGAUCUUAAAAAAUUACCUAGAAAGGAGACUGAGGUACAAUUUAAAAUCAGGGUUUUAUCAGAAAUGUUGAGAGUGGGCCCAUGGUAUCGUCUACCUUUAACCAUUCAAUGGCUGGAACAUGACUUUUACAAAGAGUUUCCUCCAGAACGAAAACCGCCAGACCAUAUUAUAACCAGUUUUGGUCCAGUCAAAAGCAGAAAUCUCAAAGUCUCCCAAGUUCUUUCAACAUCCAAAGUUUGUCAGAUUUGUUUCGAAUAUAUUUACGAUAAUAAGGAACUUAAAUGUGUCAACGAAAAAUGUAAUUUAUCAGCCCAUUUAGCUUGUUUAGCCGAUUUGUUUUUGUCUCCGGGUGAAUAUGUUCCAAUUGAAGGUUCUUGUCCAAAAUGUAAAAUGAUUUUAAAAUGGGGUGUUUUGAUACGAAAAAUGAAAGGAUGCAAUUAUGUUGAAGAUACGGAGUCAGAAGUGGUCGACGAAGAAGAGAUUUCGCAAGAUAAAAUGUUUGUUGAUAAUAAUUCGUGGUUUCUUGAUUGUGAUGAUGAUUUAUUAUGACGAUGAAUAGAAAUUAAAUUUAAUAUGUAGUUAUAAUUGUC
Molecule: messenger RNA, 1067 nt
Organism: Pieris rapae (cabbage white)
Lineage: Eukaryota; Metazoa; Arthropoda; Insecta; Lepidoptera; Pieridae
Gene: slx1
Product: structure-specific endonuclease subunit SLX1 homolog
Exons: 4
Coding region: 196-1026 (276 amino acids)
Biological process (GO): double-strand break repair via homologous recombination
Cellular component (GO): Slx1-Slx4 complex
Molecular function (GO): 5'-flap endonuclease activity; crossover junction DNA endonuclease activity
Source: RefSeq, a predicted model, not a curated record